CCGUUUAAACGUGAAUCUGUCCAAUAGAUAACGGCUGACCUGAUAGCGAGGUCGGAUGGUUUUAAACUGCAACCCAUUUAUAGAUAACAACCAUAAUAACACGCUGCAUGCCGGGAGUUGUUAUGUUAGACGACGACAGUGUCCUGCUGUCAAAACAGUUCGUGCGGUGGUGGUGACCAAGCUGUGAUCAUGGCGUUGACCCGGCUAGAACGGGCCCAGGCAUGGAUUCUGAGUGCGUGCAUGGGCGUGCUCUUUGCGCUCUUUCGGCUCCUCUCUCCACGGCGGUCCCGUGGAUUAAUCAAACUUCUUCCAGUCACCAACCCUCUGCUGAUGAUGUCUGCGAUGCAGCUCGCGCAAAGGAUUCGUCGGAGAGAGGUGUCGAGCGUGGAGGUGGUGCAGGCCUACAUUGACAGGAUUCAGGAGGUGAACCCGCUGCUCAAUGCUAUGGUGCAGGACAGGUUUGCAGCAGCGUUGCUAGAGGCAGCCCAGGUGGACAAGCUGAUCGAGGAGGAGACCGGGGGAGAGGAUGUUCUGGAGGAUAGACUUCCCCUGCUGGGGGUCCCCCUCACUGUCAAAGAGGCCUUCGCUCUACAGGGCAUGCCCAACACCGCAGGUGUGGUUUCCCGGCGCGGGGUCCUUUCAGCGGGGGACGCCCCUCCCGUGGCCCUGUUGAAGAGGGCCGGGGCCAUCCCCCUGGGGGUCACCAACUCCAGCGAGCUCUGCAUGUGGUCCGAGUCCCACAACCACCUGUACGGCAUUUGCAAUAACCCCUAUGACCUGGAGAGGACACCAGGCGGCAGCUCAGGUGGAGAGGGUAGCAUACUUGGCAGUGGAGCAUCAGUGAUCGGGAUAGGUUCUGACAUCGGUGGAAGUAUCCGUAUGCCGUGCUUCUUCAAUGGCGUUUUUGGCCAUAAAACCACACCAGGUGUAAUAUCUAAUGAUUGUCAGUACCCCCCUGCCUCUGGUCGUCAUGAGGACUACCUCAGUACUGGCCCCAUGUGUCGCUAUGCUGAGGACCUUCUGCCCAUGCUCAGGAUCAUGGCUGGACCCAAUGCUCACAAAUUGUCUUUGUCCGUUGAGGUGGAUCUGAGGAACCUGCGUUUCUUCUCUAUCCCUCACGAUGGAGGCUCUCCUCUGGUGAGUGCUGUAGAUGAACAGCUCCUUCAAGCCCAGAGGAGGGUGGUGGAGCGGCUCGAGUCUGACCUAGGGGUCAAGGUUCAGGAGGUGCGUCUCUCUGGGCUCAAAUAUGGCUUCCAGAUCUGGGAUACGUACAUGGGGCUCCCCGACAAGGAGGGCAAGCGCCCCACACCCUUCCAAGUGUUGAUGGGGGAACCAGGGAGGCCGGUGUGGCCAGUGUGGGAGCUGGCCAAGUGGAUGAUGGGAAGGUCCCCUCACACCAUGGCUGCUAUUGGCCUGGCCUUGGUAGAGAUUACCAGCUCAUCCAAGCCCUCUCCCUUCAUCCUGAAGCAGAAAGAGAAGCUACAGAAGGAGGUUGAGGAGCUGUUGGGUACAGACGGUGUUCUCCUGUACCCCACCCACCCUCACCUCGCCCCCAAACACCACCACCCCCUCUUCACACCCUUCAACUUCGCCUACACAGGGGUCAUCAACGUCCUGGGGCUGCCAGUGACCCAGUGCCCUCUGGGAUUGAGUGUAGAGGGUCUUCCCCUGGGGGUGCAGGUGGUGACUGGGAAGCUCCAGGACCGCCUGUCCCUAGCCAUGGCCCUCUACCUGGAGAAGACCUACGGAGGCUGGAGAGACCCUGGAGCCGUCUGACCUGGCCUGUAUCUAUAAAGCAUUGUAGAGUAGGAGUGCUGAUCUACGAUCAGUUUGGCCUUUUUUAAAUAAAAAUAAACGAGUUACAUGAACAGGGAGGACCUGAUCCUGGAUCAGCACUCCUACACGAAGACGCUUUAUGGAUAGUGGCCCUGACCUGAGGACCACUGGGCCA
Molecule: messenger RNA, 1951 nt
Organism: Oncorhynchus mykiss (rainbow trout)
Lineage: Eukaryota; Metazoa; Chordata; Actinopteri; Salmoniformes; Salmonidae
Gene: faah2b
Product: fatty acid amide hydrolase 2b
Cellular component (GO): endomembrane system
Source: RefSeq, a predicted model, not a curated record